Messenger RNA from Geodia barretti, 240 nucleotides. Lineage: Eukaryota; Metazoa; Porifera; Demospongiae; Tetractinellida; Geodiidae. The record is from the annotation of a GenBank genome assembly.
GUAUGGGUGAGAGAGGAACAGUGAGAGGGUAUGGGUGAGAGAGGAACAGUGAGAGAGGUGAGAGAGGGUAUGGGUGAGAGGGGAAUAGUGGGAAAGAAGUAGCAGCAAUUCAAACGCCACAUCCUCCAGGGAAAUAAGAUGGAAAUAAGAUGGAAAUGGGUUUUGCCCCAUCCUUUGAGAGCAGAGGUAACAGCCACAGACCUAAGACUUCUUUCCAAGUAUCCACAUAAUGAGGCACAA